Coccinella septempunctata (seven-spotted ladybird) is the source of this 832-nucleotide messenger RNA. RefSeq names its product NADH-ubiquinone oxidoreductase subunit 8 (gene ND-23). Gene Ontology annotation, cellular component: membrane. The record is from RefSeq and is a predicted model, not a curated record. Gene Ontology annotation, biological process: mitochondrial respiratory chain complex I assembly; mitochondrial electron transport, NADH to ubiquinone. Bases 118 to 750 code for a protein of 210 amino acids. Gene Ontology annotation, molecular function: NADH dehydrogenase activity; 4 iron, 4 sulfur cluster binding. The transcript is spliced from 4 exons. NCBI's taxonomy places the organism in Eukaryota, Metazoa, Arthropoda, Insecta, Coleoptera, Coccinellidae.
UACACAUUACAGCAGUAGUGCCAGCGCUAGUAGUUCAGUUUAUCUUGAUUAUUAGUUCUAAUGGGCAUAUGGUGAAUCUUUGUUGUUACAUCACCAACUGUUUUUCGUAAAAAGAAAAUGAACAAUUGUGUGAAAUUAUUUUCGCUUACGAACAGGGCUCUCAAAGUUUCCCGACCAUGUUUAGUCGUCAGCAAGCGUUCAAAAGCCACUGUUGGAGACGGCUAUGUAUAUGUCAACAAAGAAGAGCCUUCAAUGGAUUUAAAAGAUAUGAAUGAUAGGGCUGCCCAAACUAUGUUUAUGACUGAACUGUUCAGAGGAAUGGCUGUGACUUUGGCCCACAUAUUCAAAGAGCCUGCUACCAUCAAUUAUCCAUUUGAAAAGGGGCCUCUUAGCCCUAGGUUCAGAGGCGAACACGCUUUGAGAAGGUAUCCAUCUGGGGAAGAAAGAUGUAUCGCUUGUAAGCUUUGCGAGGCUAUCUGUCCAGCACAGGCCAUCACAAUUGAAGCGGAGGAAAGAGCUGAUGGUUCUAGAAGAACUACUCGUUAUGAUAUUGAUAUGACAAAGUGUAUCUACUGUGGAUUUUGUCAGGAAGCAUGUCCGGUAGAUGCUAUAGUUGAAGGUCCAAACUUUGAGUACUCAACUGAAUCGCAUGAGGAAUUGUUGUAUAAUAAAGAGAAAUUAUUGAACAAUGGUGAUAAGUGGGAGUCUGAGAUAGCAGCAAAUAUUUAUUCAGAUCAUCUGUAUAGAUAGAUGAAAAUCCAAACAUGGUAGCACUACUAUCUUGAUUUAGUCUGAAAAUUUAAGCAGAAUUAUUAAAGCAAUGUUGCUUAUU